ACGGAACUGAGCUAAAGGGCAGGUUUUAUUGGGCCCGGACAAAUCGAGAUGAAAAGCUACGGUAGUCAAUAAAAUUAAUCAAUCCCGAGUUUCUUGUCUUCAGGGCGCACCUUGCUAAUGCUUGUAUAGUGCCGUUAGCAGCCGGUGCAGUGGUCUAGGUUCCUCUCCCCAUGUGACUUCAAAGUUUAAACAUCCCACUUUCUACUUUCUACCUUCCACCAACGACAACAACCUCUCCCGUCGUCGUCCACCUGACGAGAGGUCAGCAACAAUGAUGUUCCAGCCACUUCUGUCCCGGACUCUCCUCCGGCGGCCAAUUCCCCCCAACCAAUUAAUCGAUGGCAGACUUCACCAAUUACAGGCCCUCGCACGACUAGUGUCUACCACCCCCAAACCCCCAGCUUCAACACCACCGCCAGCCGCAAACCCGAAAGCCCCAAACAUGUCCUUCGUCAAUACCUUCACAGCGCGUAUCAAAGAUGACAGCCGGCGUCGUGGUUCUCGUGCAACAACUGGCUCCUCGCGCAACCUGAGAAUGCGCACAUACAAGCCCCGCACACCUGGUCUCCGUCACCUCAAGCGUCCAAUAGAGGACCACCUCUGGAAAAAGGGCCCCUUCAGGCCAUUAACCUUCACAAAGAAGGGCACUGGAGGGCGUAACCACACGGGGAGGAUAACAUGCCGACACAGAGGUGGUGGGCACAAGCGAAGGAUCCGCACGGUGGACUUCCACAGAAUUUCCCCGGGCCCACAUACGAUUGACCGGAUCGAGCGUGAUCCGGGGAGGAGUGCUCACAUAGCGCUAGUCACCAAUAAUACCACCGGCCGGAAGAGUUACAUUCUCGCGGCCGACGGCCUGCGCGCUGGGGAUACAGUGCAGUCGUAUCGGGAUGGUAUCCCCGAUGAUCUUAUGGCGGCUAUGGGCGGGCGUAUCGAUCCGGGCAUGUUGGCUGCCAGGACCACGACGAAGGGGAAUUGCUUACCUAUGCAUAUGAUCCCGAUUGGGUCUGUCGUGUUCGGGGUUGGGUCGAAGGAGAAGGGUGGAGCGGUGUUUUGUCGGGCUGCGGGGACCUACGCUACCGUUGUGGCCAGGGAACCCGCUACGAAGAGUGUUAUUGUCAAGAUGCAGAGCGGGGAGGUACGGAGAGUUUCGAAGUUUGCGGCGGCAACGAUGGGAGUUGCAAGCAAUACGACUUGGCAGCACAGGCAGUUGGGAAAGGCUGGGAGGAGUAGGAAUUUGGGGAUCCGGCCAACAGUUAGGGGCGUUGCGAUGAAUGCUUGUGAGCCUCCCGUUUCUAUUUCCUUGUUCAUCUUAUUGAAAUGCAUUGUUUGUGUUCUCCCUCUCGGUGGUAGUAACGGCGUGGAAGGGGGAGGGUAUCCGGUGCGAUGUGGUGAUACCAGUGCCUUCCCCCGCGCGCCAACCGGCACAGUAUACUUGCUCGAUUGAGUAAACACCUGCCAUAUUCUCUCCUAACCCCCCACUCCUCUCCCCAUCUCCCUUACCCAGUUCCCCGGGAACCCACCCACCCCCGUUACCCAAUCCGUCGCAAGAGGAUAUGCGUGGGAACACACGGACCCCGGCGGUCAUGCCCUCGGGAGAAACCGUGCAAGGUUGAGAAAGGGCAACGACCCACCAAUAUACCCAAAUCUUAUUACCCCCAUACCUGCCAAUUGGGCUCUCUCUCCCUACCAAAAGAGCCCUUUCCCUAAUACCGGUAUACACGUACUAACCGCUAUACCACCCGCCCAGGCGACCAUCCCCACGGAGGAGGCCGUGGUAAAAGCCAAGGAGAUAAAGCCCCCGUCAGUCCUUGGGGUAUCCCAGUAUGUUUGUCCCUACCGCUGCUCCUUCUAUCCCACCGUUCAUUCGUUCCUGUUUAUUACGUGAUUUGAGGGUGAAACGUGGAGUCUCAGCUCAGACUGCUCUACCUUUAUAUAUAUCCCGAUUACUGAGCAUAGUGUGUGUGCUAACGGCUGGCGGUUUCGCCGGGGGAAUUAGACCAAGGCGGGGUACAAGACUCGUACGACUUCCCCCCCCCCUUUUUUUUCUUUCCAAGUUUAUUUUACUCUAUUUCAUUUUGGAAGCGUGGUUUGGCUAAUGAUUCGCGGUGGCGGGUCCAGGCCCUCGUGGUAAGCCGAACAAGUAUGUUGUCACUCCAAGGGCGAGGAAUCACGGGAAGAGGAAGAACAAGAAUUAGGAUUGCCGUUGCGGUAAGCUAUUAUGGGUGAUUGUUGGACGGGUUCCUCUCUUUUUUCUUUUUUUUUCUUCUCCUUUUUUCUUUUGUUCCUGUUCACCCGUUCAAAUGUGGCGCUCGAGUAGGGUUUGGCAAGCCCAGGCACCGUGGCAUGUCCCGCAUGGUAGAGGAUGUGCAUUAUAAAAAUCUGUGUAUAUAAAUACAAGCCUAAACAAAGCAAAAAAAGAAGAGAGAAGGAAACAACAUAUUCCAGACCU
This is a messenger RNA of Tuber aestivum (summer truffle), 2452 nucleotides long. NCBI's taxonomy places the organism in Eukaryota, Fungi, Ascomycota, Pezizomycetes, Pezizales, Tuberaceae. The record is from the annotation of a GenBank genome assembly.